AUGGCAUCCGGUGGGAGGGCGGCCACCAUGCGCGCUGUCCAGUACAGCGGCUAUGGUGGUGGAAGUGCGGCGCUCAAGUACGUGCAAGUUCCUAUUCCUUCACUGAAGAAAGAUGAAGUACUUGUCAAAGUUAAAGCAGCAAGCAUAAACCAAGGUGAUAUGUGGAUUCAGAAAGGGUUCUUCCGCCCGUUUCUCCCCAAAUUUCCGUUUAUUCCAGGAACUGACGUCGCUGGGGAGAUUGUCGAGGUUGGUUCUGCAGUGCGUGAGUUCAAGCCUGGCGACAAUGUUGUGUCCAAACUUAACUUCUGGAAAGCCGGCGGCCUUGCUGAAUACGUAGCAGUGUCCGAGGGAAAUACGGUGGCUUGCCCCGCCGGAGUAUCUGCCGCUGACGCUGCAGGCUUGCCCAUGGCUGGCCUCACUGCUCUCCAAGGCGUCAAGACCAUCGGCACCAAGUUCGACGGCAGAGACACCGGCGCCGACAUCCUGAUAACCGCGGCCUCCAGCGGCGUCGGCACGUUCGCCGUCCAGCUCGCCAAGCUCGGGAACCACCACGUCACGGCCACCUCCGGCGCUCGCAACCUGGAGCUCGUUAGAAGCCUCGGCGCCGACGAGGUCCUCGACUACAAGACCCCGGAAGGAGCGGCGCUGACGAACUCGUCGGGCAAGAAGUAUGACUACGUCAUCAACAUCGCCAAGGACAACAGGUGGCCCGUGUUGAAGACGACCCUGAGUAGCCAUGGCAGGGUCGUCGAUAUUGCUCCCAACCUGGGCAACAUCGUCGCGUCCUUUACGACGCUGUUCGCCAGGAGGAAGCUGUCGUUGCUGAAUCAGUCCCUGGGGAAGGAGGACCUGAGGUUCUUGCUGGAGCUAAUGGAGGAAGGCAAGCUCAGGACAGUGGUCGAUUCGCGUCAUCCAUUCGAGAAGGCGGCGGAGGCUUGGGAGAAGGUCUUUAGCUGCCACGCGAUUGGAAAGGUCAUCGUCGAUAUGUGA
This is a messenger RNA of Panicum virgatum (switchgrass), 990 nucleotides long. RefSeq names its product quinone-oxidoreductase QR1, chloroplastic-like. The coding region runs from base 1 to 990 and encodes 329 amino acids. The record is from RefSeq and is a predicted model, not a curated record. The transcript has 4 exons. Gene Ontology annotation, molecular function: oxidoreductase activity. Lineage: Eukaryota; Viridiplantae; Streptophyta; Magnoliopsida; Poales; Poaceae.